CUUGUAGCCGAUGACGUCAUCAUCUGCCCGACAACCAGCACAACACGGAAGUCCUCCGCCUCUCGGUCCACUUUUUUGUCGCAGAACGACUUUAUGAGCAAAUGUUUUCCUUGUAGCCCAAAAUGCCUGUUGAAAGCCCCGAGGAGCGGACGGUGGAGGUGCUGGCGCUGCCGGCAUUCGUGGAUGAGGAGCUGCUGUUCCUGUACUUUGAGAAUAAGCGGCGCUCUGGGGGGGGUCCACUCGUCUCUGUGGAGAAGAACGGUGACCGCGCCAUACUGCUGUUUGAAGAGGCAGAAGCUGCAGCCAGAGUGCUGUCUAAAGGGCACCACGUUCUGCACAAUGUCAAGCUGAGUGUGAGAAAGCCGGCCUCGAAGGACCGAUGUAGACUGCUGCUGCGGGGGAUCAAGCCCAACACCAGCACGGAGAUGAUCGAGCUCUAUGUGGAGAACAUGAUGGGCUUGAACAUGCCUGACUACACUCUGUAUCCCUCGCCCGGGAGAGAUUUCAUCCUCAUUCAACUCAGCCAACCCCUCUCGAAAGAUUUCCAAAACCUUGGUGCUAGAAUCUCCAAGAGGAAACUUGAUGGGGCCGAGGUAACUCUCGAAGAGACUGAGCCGACUGACUCCGUCUUAGUGGAGAACCUGCAACCCAGCACCUCUCCAGACCUGCUCACUUUGUACUUUGAGUGCGAGCGAGGUGGGAAUCAGAAGGUGAAGGACGUCACGAUGCUUUCAGCUGGUACAGCCAAGGUGUCCUUUGUCAAUUAUGAAUCGGUGGGCCCUACUCUCGACCACCCGCACAAGCUGCAAGGUGCUGAUCUCGUCGUGAGACCGUACUACGACUUCCUCUUACCCGCAGAAAGUUUGCUGUCACAGGACUCUGGAACUGAAAGCCAAGAUAUGACUGAGAGAAACUCUGAGGAUAUUCAGAUGCAGACCAGUCCUCCCAUGGUGGUCCAUGCAGAUGGCCAGUCCUCCUCUCAUGUGGCCUCAAAGCCUCUUGCUGCCCCUGAAGCAGUAGAGGAGGCGGCGGCAGAGGAAGUCAUGGAGGAGCAAACGGAGGAUGAAGAAACACUAUCGAGCCAUAUUCCUAUCACUGACCCAGCAAAACUUGCUUUGUUUAAACUCGGCACCUUUCGACGGGACACUGAAAAUGCUCACACGAAUCUCACCAUCCAAAUCCAAGACAAUGGCGUGCACAUUGCAGGGACCGACAGACGAAAGGUCGAGCAGAUAAGACACGCCAUCUUGGACUGUUUUGUCAAAAUGGCUAAGACUCGUUUCACCCUCGAGCCAGAAAAGGCUCAGCUCCUCGCAAGAGAAGACGUAAAACAGCAUCUACUGCAAACUAUGACUCGAACUGGGUCACCUGCCAUGUACACCGUGUCAGACUGUAAUGUUGUUGUAACCUCCCUGUGCCAGAACUCUGCCGACCAGGCGUGUAGCUUUUUAAAAUCCCAGCUGUGUCACCUCAGCAUACCGGUGGACGCGGAAUAUGAGUGCAUGUUGUACUGCAGGGAGUGGUCCGAGUUCCUGCAGGCUCUGGGUUUCUCCACCGUAAAGGUGUCGGAACAAGCCGGGAAUAUUGAUGUGUUCACUCUGAAGGGGAUGGAGAGCGAGAAGCAGAUGGCAAUCAUGGAGUUUCUUACGACGCCCAUUGAAAAGGAGAUGGUCAUCUCUAUGGAGCCGGGCAUGCUGAAAUACAUCCAGAUCCAUUGUCAUCAGCUGUUGGCUGACAUGGACCAGGUGUCUAUUUUUCCCCUGGAAGCAGAGGACGUGUGUGGGUUAAAGCUCCAUGGCCACGCUACUGCUUGUCAAAUGGCAGAGGAGGUGCUGCAAGGUGUCGUGUCCUCUAUCUGCACCAGAACCAUCACAGUAAAUGUCCCAGGAGUGACCAGGUUUUUAAACGAGGAGGAGUGCAAGAGCAUCCUGAAGGAGAUGGAGACAAAGUUUACGGUCUAUAUCAACCCAAAGCACGUGCCCUGGGAAUACCUGCCGCACCAGGACAUUUUUCAAACUGCAUGGAACCUGAUGUCCCACAGCAACUUCCAGAAAGGUUCUUUGGAUGAUUCUCCACAGGACUUGAAAUCUGAUUCAAUGCAGACUGAUCAUAAUGGAACUGCAGACAAAGGCCUUUUAGAGGAGGCGAAGAGAAUCGUCUCAGCCAUCGAUGAAAGAAUCGAGAAGGGGGCGACCAAUUCAGACCAACCCGAUGACAUGGCCGGCAUGGUCGACGUGGACCUGUACACGGCAGAGGAACCCACCAGCCUGACGGACCAGGACUCUUCUGUGAUGGUCGUGGAUGACUCCCAGCUCUCGGCUGAAGGGAACACCACAAGUGGGUCACUCCCGCUGAAUGAUGGCGUGCUCGGCCUUUCUAGCGCCCUCGAAGAAGAGGCCCAAAUGUCUCUAGCCAUCCAGUACUCCAUGGAGUCCAGUCAUUGGUCCAAGGAGGAGGAGGAGGAGGAUCAGCUGCAGCAAGCCUUGGAGCUAUCCAAGACAAUGAUCCAACACAAGGCCUCUUCUAGUAAUGACAAGAGCCCCAAGGUGGUGAAGGGCGCAGAUGUUUCCUUACAGGACGCCAUCAAGGCAGCCAACACCAUACAGAUGCUCGUGUAUGCCGGCUAUAACUGCGACCUGAUUCGGGUGGACAUAGCCUUCGGGAAGAAGGUCAGCCAGAGGCAGGUCGAGGAGAAACUGGAGCACAGGUGUGUGAAGAACAUGUCCGAGUACCACAGGAAGUGCCUGGAGAUGAUCAAGAGGAAGCACGCAGUCGAGAUCCAAAUUCAGGGCACCAUCAUCGCCGUUUCUGGCUUCAAGGACUACGUGACCGGAGGAGUGUGUGACUUGAAGCUGCUGCUGGAGAAAAUGUCCAGUGCCAUAUCCGACCGGGAGAUCCUGAGGACGGUCCAGUGGGUGUAUCACGACCCGGCCUCUUCAGACACGACGCCCUAUUCGCCCGAGGCCACCGUGUUCAUCGAGAACGCUUUGAGGAUGAGGCUGAAAACGGUCGAUAUCUUGCUGGACAAUCAGCCCCACAUCAUCAACUUUGAGAAGAUGCAGGAGUACAACAUAGCUUCAGGGAAAGCUGUGAAAGUUUCCAGGAAGCUGCCUGAAUUAGGGGAUUUGGAUGCUGAUGUACCAGAAGAGGAAUAUUCUCUCCUGUCACAUCUGCCCGAAGCGACCAAAGUCGAUGAGGAAUCCGACGAAUUUCAAAACGUGGUGAAGAAUUUCUAUGAGACCAUCCAGGAAUACCACAGCAAAAUCAGAAUCAUAAAGGUGGAGAAGCUCAUGAAUCGACUGCUGUACAAUCAGUACAAGUUGAAGAAGGCGAGCGUGCUGCAGCGCGCCACAUAUCCGCAGAUUGAACGGACUCUCUAUCACGGCACAAGUGAGACGAGUGUGAAAGAGAUCUGCGUUCACGGGUUCAACAGAAGCUUCUGUGGAAAGAACGCCACCGUCUUCGGUCAGGGCGUGUAUUUUGCUGUCAACUCGGCGCUGUCCGUCCAGGAGCAGUAUUCCCCCCCAAAUGCGGAGGGGUACAAGUAUAUCUUUGUGUCAAAGGUUCUAACAGGAGACUACACCAAAGGCUGCCAUUCGAUGAAGACGGCCCCGCUGAAGGAGACGGACGACAUCCCCCUCCGAUACGACAGCGUGACAGACGACAUCACCAAGCCGGGGAUGUUUGUCAUCUUCAACGAUACGCAAGCGUUUCCUGAAUAUCUCAUCACGUGCCAGAGAAUCCACCGCUGAGGAAACGGACGAGUUGUCAGUUUAUAACCAUAAAUCUGGAGAGAAUCUGGUUUAUAAAGGGCUAAUUAUUAUUAGAAUUAUAGUGAACGUUGUUCUUUUUCAUGUUUGAAAUGUCAUCAAGCACUGCUGUUGAGUGGCUCCGCCUUCAGUUCUUCAGUUUAGUCAAGUCUGAUCAAGAGAAGCUCAUUUUAAUUAACAAUUCAUUUGGUACAACACACUCGCAUGAUGGUUCUCCUUGCUUUAACUUGCAACCAUCUGAAAUAUGUUGUAUUUAUGAUUUAGAAAUCACACAUAAAUGAUUUGCUGCACGAUUUUCCUUCAUACAGAAAAUGUGGAUAGAACAAAGUUUUGGAUAUGUAACUAUUUAGUCUGCUGACAAUGCUGGAUGUGCUACUGUGUAACCAUUAUCUUCCCCAGUCAUUAGUUUGUGCACAUAAAAAGUUUGAUACGAACAGAAUAUGAUAUGUAUUGUUCUGGGGUUUGAGUUUCCCUGAAGUUACUCUGAAGAGUUCAGGUUCUUCUUAGUUAUAUGAGAAGAGAUUCGAGUCCACUGCUGCACCUAAAAGAAAAUGUGAUUUAAAAAUCAAUAACCAUGUUUACAAAAAGAACAAUUAGGCCUCGGUUGAAAAUUACUACAAUUAUAUAUAUUAUUUCAAAGCUAUCUAUAUAUGUUGUAAAUGUUUAGCCUUACAUAACUGUCACAUCUAGCCCGCUGUGCACUUCAGAGACAUGUGUAUUCUUGUUUAAAUAAAACAGAAUAAUCUGA
This is a messenger RNA of Anarrhichthys ocellatus (wolf-eel), 4518 nucleotides long. It is a transcript of the gene parp10, whose product is annotated as poly(ADP-ribose) polymerase family member 10. Gene Ontology annotation, biological process: protein poly-ADP-ribosylation; negative regulation of gene expression. The transcript is spliced from 11 exons. Gene Ontology annotation, cellular component: cytoplasm; nucleus. Gene Ontology annotation, molecular function: NAD+ poly-ADP-ribosyltransferase activity; transcription corepressor activity; nucleic acid binding. The record is from RefSeq and is a predicted model, not a curated record. The coding region runs from base 123 to 3752 and encodes 1209 amino acids. NCBI's taxonomy places the organism in Eukaryota, Metazoa, Chordata, Actinopteri, Perciformes, Anarhichadidae.